Enhydra lutris kenyoni (northern sea otter) is the source of this 3584-nucleotide messenger RNA. RefSeq names its product autophagy related 4C cysteine peptidase. The record is from RefSeq and is a predicted model, not a curated record. Lineage: Eukaryota; Metazoa; Chordata; Mammalia; Carnivora; Mustelidae. The coding region runs from base 522 to 1898 and encodes 458 amino acids. The transcript is spliced from 11 exons. Gene Ontology annotation, molecular function: protein-phosphatidylethanolamide deconjugating activity.
GAGAAGAAGGGGGCGCAGUGCAUACUGGGUCUUGUAGUUCCGGCGCAAAGGAGAGGGCAUGGUGUUGCGUAGCACUCUGGGAGUUGAAGUCCACUUGUCCAGUGGGAGCUCAAAGAAGGCAUAAUGUGAAUUGUCCGUCAGAAACACCAGAUACAGAGUGAUACUUUCCCUUGGCUCUGCGCUUGCCGUAUUGGUGACCUAAGGGCUGGGGUGGCGAAGAGUGGGGAAAAAGAAUGAGGUGGCGCAUGGGUCUGUGGGCUGCAGAUAUUGCUACAACAAAUCAAAAGGCUUUCGUGCCCCGGAAGUGGCUGACCUACUCGGUUCGAAGGGGAGGCCUUUCCUCUUACUACGGUGGCCGGGGAGCUCGGGUCCCUGUGGCAGCGGCGCUGAGGUCGGAGCGUUUGCGUGUGUACUGGCUGCUUUUGGGGCGGCUUCUGCUAGAGCUGGAACAUUUCCCGGCACUAAAGAUAACUUUACGGAAGAAUGCAAUCAAGUGAUGGCUUUUUCUUUAGAAUUUGAAUAUGGAGGCCACAGGAACAGAUGAAGUUGACAAGCUAAAAACUAAAUUUAUAUCUGCUUGGAACAACAUGAAAUAUAGUUGGGUGUUGAAAACAAAAACAUAUUUUAGUAGAAAUUCCCCUGUAUUAUUGCUUGGAAAAUGUUACCAUUUUAAAUAUGAAGAUGAGAAUAAACUGUUACCUGCAAGAUCAGGAUGUACAAUAGAAGAUCAUGUAAUUGCGGGAAAUGUAGAAGAAUUUCGUAAAGAUUUCAUUUCAAGAAUAUGGUUGACCUAUAGGGAAGAAUUUCCUCAAAUAGAAGGCUCGGCUUUGACAACAGACUGUGGUUGGGGCUGUACAUUAAGAACUGGCCAGAUGCUAUUGGCUCAAGGACUCAUACUACACUUCCUUGGUAGAGCUUGGACGUGGCCUGAUGCUUUGAACAUUGAAAAUUCAGACUCUGAAUCAUGGACUUCCAACACUGUAAAAAAAUUUACUGCAUCAUUUGAAGCAUCACUUUCAGGGGAAGGAGAACUCAAAACUCCAACAGUUUCUCAGAAGGAAACAAUCAGAAGAUAUUCUGAUGAUCAUGAAAUGCGAAAUGAAAUUUAUCACAGGAAAAUCAUCUCUUGGUUUGGUGAUUCCCCUUUGGCUCUCUUUGGUUUACAUCAACUAAUAGAAUAUGGAAAGAAGUCUGGGAAAAAAGCCGGAGAUUGGUAUGGACCAGCUGUGGUUGCUCAUAUUUUAAGAAAAGCAGUUGAAGAAGCAAGACACCCUGAUUUACAAGGAAUAACUAUUUAUGUUGCACAAGACUGUACAGUUUACAGUUCUGAUGUAAUUGAUAAACAGUGCACUUCCAUGGCCUCUGAUAAUACAGAUGACAAAGCCGUUAUUAUUCUAAUCCCCGUUAGACUUGGUGGGGAAAGGACCAACACCGACUACUUAGAUUUUGUAAAGGGUAUUUUAAGCCUUGAAUAUUGUGUGGGUAUUAUUGGUGGCAAACCUAAACAGUCAUACUACUUUGCUGGAUUUCAAGAUGACAGUUUGAUUUACAUGGAUCCUCAUUACUGCCAAUCUUUUGUAGAUGUCAGCAUAAAGGAUUUCCCUCUUGAGACAUUCCACUGCCCUUCUCCCAAAAAGAUGUCAUUUCGAAAAAUGGAUCCUAGCUGUACGAUAGGAUUUUACUGUCGAAACGUUCAGGACUUCAAACGAGCUUCUGAAGAAAUCACUAAGAUGCUGAAAAUUUCUUCUAAGGAGAAAUAUCCCUUAUUUACUUUUGUAAAUGGUCAUUCCAGAGACUAUGAUUUUACAUCUACUACAACCAAUGAAGAAGACCUUUUCUCAGAGGAUGAAAAGAAAAGAUUAAAAAGAUUUAGCACAGAAGAAUUUGUCUUGCUCUAAAGAUUAGUGUAUUUGUGCUUGUUGAGAAGAACUCCUCUGCAGGGGGAACAAUGAAGAGAAACAAGUUUACUUGAAACUGGCUUAUUUUCACAAAUAUCUUAAUUUUAUAUGUUCUUUAAAAAAAGAACAUUUGGAAAUAUACAAGUUUUAGAGAUAUUUUUCUGAAAGAGAAAUGAUUUAAUGAAUCUUUAUUUCUAAUAAAUAUCAAGUGAUUCUGGCUGCAUUCCUAUUUCCCUAAGAUCUGCUAACCUUAACUCUAACUUAAUUGUAAGCCUUCCAGUCUUCAGAUUCUUCCACCUGAGGCCACUAGUCUCCUGAAGGGUUUGUGAUAAAGGUCCCAAAAUCGGAAUCACCAAAUAGGUUUGGAAGCUUCCACUUAGACACUAACAACCAGAAGACCAGAGAAUGAACCUUCAGUGCUGCAUAGCCUCCUCAUAUUAUUGCAACCAAAGGAUACUUAUGGAUGUAUCUGGAUAUAUUAAAUAGCAGUUGUUAGCUGUGAUAUGCAUACAAUUAUAUAAGUAGAAUUGUAAGUUAAUGUAAUACUUAGCAAUAUGAUUUUAUAAUGGCUCCUCAUUUUGCUUGCUAUCAAGUCUUCUCUGAGGAGUGAAUAUAAAGUAUUGGUGUUCCCCAGAAAUUUAAAGGUUAUGUUAUUAAUAACUUCAUCUAAUCAAAUCAGAUAAAGGCAAUUUUAAGGCAGUAGUACUGUUUGUUUCCUGUCUCAAAAAUGGAAUUUUAUGGGAAUUCUGCUUACUAUGGAGUUUUUUAAUCUAAAGAUAAGGACUAAGAAAGAUAUCAGUAAAUGCUCCUCAAUGUGAUUUUUGCUAUUUGUAUGAAUCAGUGUAGUGGUAUUUAGAAGUUGAGGCUAUCUAUAAGGUAAUUCUGCCUUAAGUGUGUUAUGUGUUAUUGAAAGGCAAAUAUGUGAUAUAAAAAUAUAAGAGUUAUUAUUCAGCCAGGAUUAUGUACUUUAAUAAAGAUGUGAGAACAUAAAGUACCUUUGUUUGGUUUUAAUAGGAUUAUUUUAGUUCUUUAAUUUGAAAAAAUCAUUGUCUCAUAUGAAGUCUAUUUAUUUAUAAUGAAGGCAAGUAAUAUUGUUUCUCUGAAAGCAAAAUAUUAACUUACUUUAUGGAGCUUUCAUGUUUCAGUGCAGAAAGGUGACUUAUAAAGACAUAAAAUUGUGUAUCUUUUAAAGUCAUUGAUCUCUUCCAUCAGAAAGCCUAUUUGUUAGGUUUAGAGUUGCAUACAAAACAGAAACAGAGGGGGCAGUUGCUUUAAUAUGCCUGAUGAGAGAAAUCAGAUUUGGCAUUUCCCUGCGAGAACAGUUUACUACAAUGAUAAAAAUGGCCUGAAAUCUAAAAUUUUCCUUUAUUCCAGAUAAAAUCUGGACAAAUUAAGUCCAGUACUAAUUUUCCUAGAAUGUCAAAGCAUUACAGGAAUACGAAGCCAGUAUUAUGCCCGAUUAUAUGCGCUGCAGUUGUAUUGUCUAAACUAUUGCAGUUUGUUUUUUAUAUGCACCUGCAGUAUUCACAGGAUUUUACAACAAACACAUCAAAUGAGAGUACCUAUACGUUCAAAUGAAUCAGAACUGAUUGUAAGUAUUCUCUUACAAGAGCUAUAUAAAAGUUUAGACUUAUAUUCUUGCAUUCUAUUAUUUUCUCACCAUCUUUGGGGAUCAUUUUCUUUUUU